CCCAGAGGAAGAAAAAGACUGUGGAUUUCUCUGCUGAACAGCUGAUUUAUGUGCUUGAGCUAAUCAUUUUCAUUACAGCAUUUUAUAUUUACACGUAGAUUCGAUCCAGUUAGAAAUACAAGCUCGUCACUGCGCUUAUGUCUGAGGAUUUAAACAUUAUUUCUGCUUUAAACCCUGAGACCUGUUACAAUGAGUUCAGGAGGAGAUAGACAGCACUCCUCCAGAAAGUCUCAGGGUGCUGAUUCUGCUCACUCACAGCUGUGUGAAGAUGUGAAAACGGAGACUAAAGAUGGAGGGACGGAGGUCUGUGUGAAGAAAGAAGAGACGCUAGACCUGAACAUCUGCAACCAUGAAGACAACUGCAAAAACAGACCUGAAGUCAUGGCCAUUAAAGAGGAAGAAACUGAUAAUGAAGACUACCUCUACUGUGAAGUUUGCAAAUCUUACUUCUUCAACAAGUGUGAGCUUCACGGUCCUCCAUAUUUCAUCACUGAUACCCCUGUUCCCAUGGGGGUUACAGACCGAGCCAAACAAACUCUUCCUCCUGGACUAGAGAUUCGGAAGUCCAGUAUUCCUGAUGCAGUCCUGGGAGUGUUUAAUAGGGGGGAGACUAUUCCAGUUGGUGCACACUUUGGACCCUACCAAGGAGAGCUCGUAGACAGAGAGGAGGUUAUGAACAGUGGAUACUCUUGGGUGAUAUACAGGAGCGGGCAGUGUGAGGAAUACGUAGAUGCCAAGAGAGAAAUGCAUGCUAACUGGAUGAGGUAUGUGAAUUGUGCUCGGAAUGAAGAAGAACAGAAUCUUGUGGCAUUUAAGUAUCGAGGAGGGAUUCUGUACCGUUGUUGUCGACCCAUCAAUUCAGGACAGGAGCUCUUGGUGUGGUAUGAGGAGUAUGCCAAAGAUCUCGGGCAUAUAUAUGACUGCCACAGGAAAAAAACCUACUCCACAAAUGAAGUAAACAACGGCCUGUUGCAAGUCUUCUCCUGCUCCUUGUGUCUGCUUUCCUAUACAUCUCAAAUUGACCUCAACAAACAUGUCCAGAGCUACCACUAUGAGGAGUAUGUGAGACAGCAGAAAUCAAGCGAGAUUAAAUAUGAGGUCCAGGUGCCCACAAAUUUCUCCAGUGAUCAGCAAACUUCAUCUAGUACUCUUAGUUCUAACACCUCUCAGAAAGAAAUACAAAAGAAAAUUUACCACUGCUCAAAGUGUGGAAGGAGUUUUACUAAUCAGAGUGCUCUCAAAGCACAUCAGUGCAGUCAGACUGGAGAGAAGCCGUAUUGCUGCUCACAGUGUGGUAAAAGUUUUAAGCAAAAAUGUGAUCUCCAACACCACCAACACAUUCACACGGGAGAGAAGCCAUAUAAUUGUUCACAAUGUGGGAAGAGUUUUAAUCAAAAGAGCAUUCUCCGAAAACAUCAGCGUAUUCACACAGGAGAGAAGCCACAUCACUGCUCACAAUGUGGGAAGAGCUUUAUUCAAAAGAGUGAUCUCCAACAACACCAGCGCAUUCACACAGGAGAGAAGCCAUAUCACUGCUUACAGUGUGGGAAGACUUUUAGUCACCAUAGUCAUCUCCAACUCCACCAGCGCAUUCACACAGGAGAGAAGCCAUAUCACUGCUCACAGUGUGGGAAGAAUUUCACUCAAAAGAGUAAUCUCCAAGUCCAUCAGCGCGUUCACACAGGAGAGAAGCCGUAUCAGUGCUCACAGUGUGGGAAGAGCUUUACCCUUCAAAGUAAUCUUCAACUACACCAGCGCAUUCACACAGGAGAGAAGCCACAUCACUGCUCACAAUGUGGGAAGAGUUUUACUCAUCAGAGUACUUUUCAACGACACCAGCGCAUUCACACAGGAGAGAAACCAUAUUACUGCUCACAGUGUGAGAAGUGUUUUAAUCAUCAGAGUCAUCUCCAACGACACCAGCGUUCUCACACAGGAGAGAAGCCAUAUCACUGCUCACAGUGUGAAAAGAAUUUCUCUCAGCAGAGUAGUCUUCAUGUCCACCAGCGCAUUCACACAGGAGAGAAGCCGUAUCACUGCUCCCAGUGUGGGAAGCAUUUUACUUAUUCACUUACAUUCAAGACGCACAAGUGCACUAACACAGAUCCAUUUUUCCUCAUCGCCGUCACCUGA
This is a messenger RNA of Neoarius graeffei (lesser salmon catfish), 2133 nucleotides long. RefSeq names its product histone-lysine N-methyltransferase PRDM9-like. Lineage: Eukaryota; Metazoa; Chordata; Actinopteri; Siluriformes; Ariidae. Gene Ontology annotation, molecular function: protein binding; histone methyltransferase activity; RNA polymerase II cis-regulatory region sequence-specific DNA binding. Gene Ontology annotation, cellular component: nucleus. Bases 190 to 2133 code for a protein of 647 amino acids. Gene Ontology annotation, biological process: central nervous system development; regulation of transcription by RNA polymerase II. The record is from RefSeq and is a predicted model, not a curated record. The transcript has 8 exons.